Molecule: messenger RNA, 3227 nt
Organism: Amborella trichopoda
Lineage: Eukaryota; Viridiplantae; Streptophyta; Magnoliopsida; Amborellales; Amborellaceae
Product: Leucine-rich repeat protein kinase family protein
Biological process (GO): protein phosphorylation
Molecular function (GO): ATP binding; protein kinase activity; protein binding
Source: RefSeq, a predicted model, not a curated record
GACGAAAAAGGGGCCUGCUAGAAAUGACGGUUUCUUUUGGAGCUCAUCAGCUCUCACUCUCUCUUCUUUCUCUCUCUUCGCACUUUGCAGAGACCACACUGAGCAAAGCUGCGUGCUUCUGAUAACAUCGCCGGUUUCUUCUCCUUGUGCUGCUUCUGGUUACUAUUUUGAGAUGAAGAAAGAUCCCUAAUUUCCAUAUUCUUCUUCUUUCUCCUUACUCUGAGUAGCUUUUGCGUCUCUCCGAUGUUUGCCUUCUUCUUUCUCCUCUUCACUGCUUUAAUUUACCAUGUAUUCGCACAAGUGCCUGGUUUUUUUAGCAUUGACUGUGGGGGUACAGAAAAGUUUUUAGAUGAAAUUGGUCUGGAGUGGACUCCAGAUAAAUUAGUAUGUGGAAAUGCAGCAAAUAUAUCUGUAGGCAGUGAGAAUACGAAGCCGUACACCACAUUAAGAUAUUUUCCUGCGGAUUCCAGGAAAUAUUGUUAUACAUUAAGUGUAGAAGCCAGAAAACGGUACCUUGUAAGGGCAUCAUUUUUAUAUGGGAACUUUGACAGAAAUGAUGUUUACCCAAAGUUUGAUAUCUCCCUUGGGGCAACUCACUGGUCAACAAUUGUUAUUUCAGAUGCUGAUACAUUAGAAGUUCGAGAGUUAAUUUUCUUGGCUACUUCUCCUUCAAUUAGCGUGUGCCUAUCUAAUGCAUCAACUGGACAGCCAUUUAUUUCUACUCUUGAACUUCGGCAGUUUAAUGGUUCUAUGUAUUAUACAGAUUUUGAAACUGCAUCAUAUCUUAGUGUGUCUGCAAGAAUAAACUUUGGUGCUGUGAAUAAUGAUUCAGUGAGAUAUCCGGAUGAUCCUUUUGACAGAAUAUGGGAGUCUGACUCCAUUAGGAAAGCAAAUUUUCUUGUUGAUGUUGCUGCUGGAACUUCUAAAAUAUCAACUACAACGCCGAUUAAUGUUAACCGAGAUGAGAGACCUCCAGAGAAAGUGAUGCAAACUGCUGUUGUUGGUCGGAAUGGACUGUUGAAUUAUCGGUUGAACUUGGAUGGAUUUCCAGGGUUUGGUUGGGCAUUCUCGUACUUUUCAGAAAUUGAAGAUUUGGGUGCAAAUGAGAGCAGGAAAUUUAGGCUGAAGCUUCCAGGUUAUCCUGAUAUCACCAAAGCAACUGUUAAUAUUCAAGAAAAUGCGCAAGGGAGAUACCGGUUAUAUGAGCCUGGAUUUACCAACUUAUCCCUCCCUUUUGUCUUAACAUUUUCUUUUGGUAAAACAGCUGAUUCAUCUAGGGGUCCCUUGCUGAAUGCCAUGGAGAUAAAUAAGUAUCUGCAGAUAAAUUUUGGUUCUCCUGAUGCUGCAGUUAUUUCUGGUUUAACUUCACAAUAUCCUCAAGCUGAUUGGGCUCAAGAAGGUGGUGACCCCUGCUUGCCAGUUCCGUGGUCCUGGUUGCAAUGUAGUAUGGAUGCACAACCAAGGAUAUUUGCAAUUUUGCUGUCUAGAAAGAACUUGCCAGGAAAUAUUCCUUCCAAAAUAUCAAAAUUGACAGGCCUGGUUGAAUUAUGGCUGGAUGGCAAUUCGCUCAGUGGUUCAAUACCUGAUUUAUCUGAUUGUACCAAUCUCCGAAUCAUUCAUCUCGAGAACAACCGGUUGACAGGUGCACUACCUUCAUUUUUGACAGGCUUACCAAAUCUGGCUGAACUAUAUGUACAGAAUAAUUUGUUAUCUGGAAGAGUGCCUCGGGGUCUUCUUGACAAGAAAGUGGUUAUCAACUAUGCCGGAAAUAUUAAUCUUCGUCCAGAAGGGAAAGGUCCAAACCACACUAAUAUUAUAGUCAUCUCUAUAUUGGGGGGUUCUCUGCUCCUCAUUAUUGUUAUAAUUACUUGUUGUUUCUUCUUUGUUCGGAGGAAAAAACAUCAAGACAAUGAGAAAGAUGAUGCUUCUGGCCUACAGCCUCCAAGAAAAACAACCUCAUCGCAGAGUGAAGGGCCGGCUGAAACAGCACACUUCUUUACUUAUGAAGAAAUUGAAGAUGCCACUGGGAAAUUUCAAAAGAGAAUAGGUUCUGGAGGUUUUGGAACUGUAUACUAUGGAAGGCUGAAUGAUGGCAAGGAAAUAGCAGUCAAAGUUCUAUCUAGCAAUUCCUACCAGGGGAAAAAGGAGUUUUCUAAUGAGGUAUCUUUGCUUUCAAGAAUACAUCACAGAAAUCUUGUGGCAUUCCUUGGGUACUGUCAGGAAGAAGGGAAAAGCAUCCUUGUAUAUGAGUAUAUGCACAAUGGAACCCUAAAGGAGCAUCUUUAUGGGCCUUUGACUCAAGAGAGAGCUAUUGAUUGGAUUAAGCGACUUGAAAUUGCUGAGGAUGCAGCUAAAGCAAUCGAGUACCUUCAUACUGGUUGUAUCCCAAGCAUCAUCCAUAGGGAUCUUAAAAGCAGUAAUAUACUUCUUGACAAGCACAUGAGAGCCAAGGUUUCGGACUUUGGCCUUUCAAAACUUGCUGUGGAUGCAUCUUCGCAUGUUUCGAGCAUGGUUCGAGGGACUGUUGGCUACUUGGAUCCUGAGUAUUACAUCUCUCAACAAUUAACAGAGAAGAGUGAUGUCUACAGUUUUGGUGUCAUUCUUCUGGAACUUAUCUCAGGUCAGGAAGCGAUAUCCAACGAAAGCUUUGGAGUUCACUGCCGCAAUAUUGUCCAAUGGGCACGUUUUCGCAUUGAUAAUGGAGAUAUCCAAAGUAUUAUUGAUACAUCUCUCCAAGGCAAUUUAAAUGUGCAAUCUGUGUGGAAGAUUGCUGAGAAAGCAAUGCAGUGUGUGCAACCUCAUGGCAGGGAUAGGCCUCCUAUAUCUGAAGUUCUUAAAGAGAUCCAAGAUGCCAUUUCUAUAGAGAGAGGAUCCGAAUCAGAAGAUAGUUCUGAAGGAGUCUCUAGAGAUUCAAGGCAUUCUUCGCUUAACUUGGCAACCAAUGAUCCUGGGGUUUCGGACACUUUUGUUUCGUCUUUUGAUGAUGAUCCAAUCGUUUUACCUACAGCUCGUUAGUCAAUUGAUUUGUCACCCAUAUUUCCACAAAAAUGAGUUGUUUGCACAGUUCUGGCUAAGAGUUGUGGAAGCAGUGAUGCAGCAGAGAUGCCUUCUUACUUCUGCCACAUUUUUUUGUGUGUAGAAACGGGUUGAAAUGUUUUGAGAAAGCUGUUUAAAAUGAGUCAAACUGCUUAUCUAAUCUAAAUAUUCUUCGAAAAUUAAAGAAUUAA